AUGGCCGCUCCGGCGGCUCCCAGCCUCCUCCUGCUGCUGGCCGGCGCCGCGGGGCUCAGCCGGGCCUUCUUCUCGCUGCCGCUCCGCGUGUCCCAGCCCGCCGCUCCCCGCGCCUCGUCGGCCGCCCCGCUGCCGCUGAGACCGGGGAGCGCCGGAGGAGGGCAGCGGGACGUCCAGGACGAGGUGGGCGGCCUGGCCUUGGCCUCCGACCCCGCGGGCAGCCUCAACUUUUUGGCCAUGGUGGAGAAUCUGCAGGGGGACUCCGGCAGAGGAUACUACCUGGAGAUGCUGAUCGGGACCCCGCCGCAGGCGUUAAAUAUUCUGGUUGACACUGGGAGCAGUAAUUUUGCUGUAGCAGGUGUGCCUGAUCCUGAUGUCACCUCCUACUUCAAUACAGAGCUGUCAAGUACAUACAAAUCACAAGGGAUUGAAGUCACAGUUAAGUAUAGUCAAGGAAGCUGGACUGGAGUGCUGGGCACAGAUGUCAUUACUAUCCCAAAGGGGAUUGAUGGCAGCUACACCAUCAACAUCGCUACCAUUCUUGAAUCGGAGAAUUUCUUCUUACCAGGGGUUAAAUGGCAUGGAAUUCUUGGUCUUGCUUAUGACACCUUAGCCAAGCCUUCAAGUUCUGUGGAGACGUUCUUUGAUUCUCUUGUGAGGCAGGCAAAGAUCCCCAACAUUUUCUCCUUGCAGAUGUGUGGUGCUGGACUGCCUGUUUCUGGAAGUGGUACCAACGGAGGUAGUCUUGUUCUAGGUGGCAUUGAACCAAGUCUCUACAAGGGUAAUAUAUGGUACACACCUAUCAAAGAGGAGUGGUAUUAUCAGGUUGAAAUUCUCAAGCUGGAGGUUGGAGGACAGAAUCUUGAAUUGGAUUGCAGAGAGUACAAUGCUGAUAAGGCAAUAGUAGACAGUGGGACCACCCUCCUCCGUCUGCCCCAGAAAGUCUUCAGUGCUGUCGUGCAAGCAAUAGCUCGCACAUCCCUGAUACAAGAAUUCUCUUCUGGCUUCUGGUCUGGUUCACAACUUGCAUGCUGGGAUAAAACUGAAAGACCUUGGUCCUUAUUUCCCAAACUCUCUAUUUACAUGAGGGAUGAGAACUCCAGCAGGUCAUUUCGGAUCUCUAUCCUACCGCAGCUUUACAUUCAACCCAUCCUUGGGAUAGGAGAGAACCUGCAGUGCUACCGAUUUGGGAUCUCUUCCUCCACAAAUGCUUUGGUUAUUGGUGCUACGGUCAUGGAAGGCUUCUAUGUAAUCUUUGACAGAGCUCAGAGGAGAGUGGGCUUUGCAGUGAGUCCAUGUGCAGAGGUUGAUGGUUCUCCAGUGUCUGAGAUUGAAGGCCCUUUCACAACCACAGAUGUUGCAAGCAACUGCGUUUCUAGCAUAACUUUCCAUGAACCAGUGUUGUGGAUUGCCUCCUACGCUCUCAUGAGCCUGUGUGGGAUUAUCCUCCUCAUACUGAUCAUCCUGCUGCUUAUUCCACCACGGUGCCAGCAUCGCUACACCGACAAUGACGUGGUCAACGAUGAAUCCUCCUUGGUGCGACAUCGAUGGAAAUGAGAAACUUGAUGGUGAAACCUGGGACUUCAACAGAAUGAAGGACAAAGUACUUUGCCAAGGGGAAGAAGCCAAUGCCUCAGUCCUUUCUACAUCCAUUACAAAUCGUUGUGGAAAGCCCUCCAAAUACUCUGCAUCAUAACUUUUUAAGCUUUAUUUUCUAACACUGAUUCUGAACCAAAGCACUGUUAACCACCUCUCUUAAGUGCUACGGUACUGGAUUUGCUACUACAGUACAAUGAGCCUUUAUGCUCACAAUAGUACCUUUUUUUUUUUUUUAAGAAGAACCUUACACCAUGAUGUUCUUCCACUAUCUGAACAAAACUGUCCAUCCCUCUUUCAUAAAAAAAAAAAAAACCAAGCUAUCAGAAUUUUCUAAGUGAUCUGACUGUAGAAAAAGAGAAAAAAAAUUAAUAAUCUUUCUUACUAAUCACAUUAAAUGAAUACUGCAUUGUGUUUACAUCAGUUCAUUUUGAAGCUGUGCUUAUGGUGCGGGGGAAGGAGAAAGGUCAGACACAUGCAGCAGUUAAAGCAAGUGAGGUCAAGAAAAAUGGUCGUUUGGGUUUUUGUUCCUCAAGAUGUCUGCUGCCACUUGAGGGGUCACCAUUCCAAGGUGUCAUUGCAAAAUAGUUUGAGGAGGUAAAAACUGAAAAACAAACUUGUUCAGCCUUAGCGUAAAACAAGACUACCUCUCUUAAUUCACAAGGAUGAUGCCACUGGUAAACAUGUAACUUAGAACUGGUCUUAAAACACAAGACAUCCCAUACAACCAAAUGUAACUCCUGCACUUCUUAGUAGUUGAUAUUAGAGAAAUUAAUACUUUCCAUUUCGGUGCAUAAAAAAGCUUUUCAGUUUCCCCCCGAUUGUGGGGUUUUGUGUG
Lagopus leucura (white-tailed ptarmigan) is the source of this 2434-nucleotide messenger RNA. It is a transcript of the gene BACE2, whose product is annotated as beta-secretase 2. The transcript has 9 exons. Gene Ontology annotation, biological process: amyloid-beta metabolic process; membrane protein ectodomain proteolysis. Gene Ontology annotation, cellular component: trans-Golgi network; membrane; endosome. Gene Ontology annotation, molecular function: aspartic-type endopeptidase activity. NCBI's taxonomy places the organism in Eukaryota, Metazoa, Chordata, Aves, Galliformes, Phasianidae. The coding region runs from base 1 to 1557 and encodes 518 amino acids. The record is from RefSeq and is a predicted model, not a curated record.